Messenger RNA from Eucalyptus grandis, 2505 nucleotides. Its product is annotated as probable disease resistance protein At5g66900. The transcript is spliced from 4 exons. The record is from RefSeq and is a predicted model, not a curated record. NCBI's taxonomy places the organism in Eukaryota, Viridiplantae, Streptophyta, Magnoliopsida, Myrtales, Myrtaceae. Gene Ontology annotation, biological process: defense response to fungus. The coding region runs from base 964 to 2061 and encodes 365 amino acids.
CAGGUAUUCUUCUACCCACAAAUGAUGGAAAAAAGAAGCCCCAAAGCGGGGGCUUCCAGUGGAUGCUCUUCCGAGGAAAUUUCCCCAGAUAAUCAUACUCAAGAAUUUCUCUCACCUAUCUUUCAUCUCAUUCUCCAUUGUUGCUUCAAAGACCAAAAAAGGUCCUCUUUCUUCUUGCCUCUGAGAAAAAACCCAGAAAUAUGAAAACAGAGGAAAGCGUCCUUGCGAAUCUUGGGAAGUGGGUUGCUAUUCUUUGAAGCAUCCUUGGUGACCCAUCAAGGGAUUGGAUUUUAUUGGCUUGUUCGGUCUGUGGAGAAAGAAAGAACCAAGAAAUGUCAGUUGAUUUCGUGGGAAAUGCGGUGGGAACGGCAUUCGGCGAGCUGUUUGCGCUCGUUAAAGAAGUAGUGCAAACCAUUGCCGCGUUUCAGGAGCAGCUCAAGAAGAUCGAAUCCACUUAGACUCCAUAUACCCAAUCAUGAGAGACAUCGACGAGUUCAAUAGACGGAUGGAUCGUAAAGACCUGGGGAAGAUCCGGGCCCUAAUUAACGAUGGCAAAGACAUGGUCAAGAAGUGCUUGAAAAUCAAGAAGUUCAACCUGUAAGAGAGGUAUAAGUACUCGAAAAAGCUGACCGAGUUCGACGCGACACUCUUCAUGGAGUUCCAGCUUUCUGUGCCGCUGAUGACUGCGAGGAACACCGCGGAGAUAUUGGUGGAGGUGAAGGACUUUCGUGAAGAAUUCAGGAUGCACCAUUCCGGUCGAGCAAACGAUGGGGCCAUCCAGAGUGGGCUCGGGGCUUCGGGCAAUCUCGCCGUCCCUGAGGCACCCGAUUUCAUUGUUGGGUCGGAGGUGGAGGCGUCCGUGAGGACGCUCAAGGGCCGGUUGCUUGAGGAGGGAGUGUCUGUGAUUGUUGUGACCGCCCCGGGGCGGCUGUGGGAAGACCACUCUGGUUGCGAAGUUGUGUCAUGACGUGGACAUUGAAGGUGGUGAAUCGCUGUAAGAGAUUGCCAUUGGCUCUUACAGUCGUUGCCAAGUCUCUCCGAGGAAAGGAUCCUUCAUUCUGGGAAACGAAGCUUCUUGAUUGGUCUGAAAGACGUUCCCUUUUGCGUUCAGACAGUGACGUACAAGAUUGCCUCAGAAAGAGCUUGGAUCACUUGGAUGGUGAAAUCAAGGAACGUUUCUUGGACCUCAGCUCGUUUCCAGAGGAUCGCAAGAUUCCCGCCACUGCCCUUAUUGAUAUGUGGGUGGAAUUGUACAAGUUAGAUUUCAGUGGAGUGCGUGCCAUUGCUGACCUCAAUAAACUUGUUUACAGGAACCUAGCUGAUCUCGUAGUCACCGGGAAAGAUUCAAAUGAGGAUGACGACAAAUGUUACAGUAGCUACUAUGCUAUGCAGCACGAUCUGCUCAGAGAGCUGGCUAUCUUGGAGUGCGACCAGGGGGAAGUAGAGAAAAGAGAGAGACUUAUUUUGGACUUGACUGGAAACAGUUUUCCCAAUUGGUGGAGCGAGCAAAAGCAACCGACUCUCAAUGCUCGUCUAGUGUCCAUCUCCACAGAUAAAACAUUCUCAACACCUUGGCCAAAUUUUCAAUUGCCUAAAGUUGAGGCUCUGGUCUUGAACUUUGAGACCAAUAUUCGAACCAAAACUUAUGCUUUGCCUGAAUUCAUUGAGAAAGCAAAUAUGCUCAAGGCCUUGAUAGUAACAAACUAUAGUUUCUCUCCAACUGAGCUGUGCAAUUUCCACAUCAUCGGGUCCAAUUUAAGGAGAAUAAGGCUUGAACGCAUCACGGUUCCUUUUCUAAGCAUGGGACAGCUACGCCUACACUGUCUGCAAAAGAUAUCCUUUUUCAUGUGCAACAUCAGUCAGGCUUCAACAUCAGAUGACGCCAAAAUCUCCGAUGCAAUACCAAACUUAGUGGAGCUCCACAUCGACUAUUGCAACGAUCUUAUGGCAUUAUCGGAUGACAUCUGUAAGAUAAAACUUUUGGAGAAGCUUAGCAUCACAAAUUGCCAUAAUUUAUCUGCACUCCUUGAACAGAUUGGGCAAUUGGCGUCCCUGAAGUGAUCAGGCUUAAUUCCUGCACAAACUUGUCGCAAGUACCGGACUCAAUUAGAACCCUCCAAAAAUUGAUAUCUCUCAAUAUAUCUGAUUGUCUGAGCUUGAGCACCUUGCCCGAUCAAAUUGGUCAACUGGUUAAUUUCAAUAGCAUGAACAUGAGAGGAUGUUUGAGGUUGUCUCAGCUACCGCGGUCGAUCAUGAGGCUGAGGAACUUGAGGAAGGUGGUGUGUGACAAAGAAAAAGAAGCUUGUGGGCACCUCUCCGGAGCAUUCUCAUAGCUUGAGCAUAAUAGCAUCCGAAGAAGAAGUGGCUAACUUAAAUUGGCUGAACGAUUAAGAAGAGGGUGAUCAACCGAUGAUCUUGAAAAAAAAAUUCCACGUUAAAUAUUGUUUUUGAACUAUAUUUUUUACUAUUUAUAUCUUUUGGCUGUUUGUUGAAUUUAUUUCCUGG